AUGUAUCCAACCAUCCACGAUGGUGAUUUAGUGAUUGCAGAGAGAUUUAGUAUUUCGACUAGAAACGUUCGCAAAGGCGAUAUUGUUGGAUGUUUGAGUCCGUCGAAGCCAACUGAAUUGCUUUGUAAGAGAAUAGCAGCCAAGGAAGGAGAAAGAGUUGAGUGUGAGCUGCUCCCAAACGGCCGUGUUCCUCGCGGCCACGUCUUCCUUCAGGGUGACAAUACCAAACUCUCCACAGAUUCGCGUCAUUUUGGCCCUGUACCCGAAGGCCUUGUUCAGAUUCGUCUUACAUUGCGGAUAUGGCCUUUAACCAGAUUCGGAUGGCUUUCGAAUAAAUGGACCAAAAUGUCAGAUAGGUUAACACAGCUUCAAGACCUCGUGAAUGAUUUGGCCGCAUGUAUGACAAAUGCGAUUGGAGUUUUACAAGGAGAAGCUCCACCUUGUGAGUUCAAUGAAAUCAGCAAGGAGCUUGAAGAAGAGCCAAAUUGCGAAAAUUUUGCAUCUCUAAUCGCAAAAGCUGCCAAGGACAUCGAGCUGAUGGUUGAAUCAUUCCCAAUGGAAAAUAUGGAGUGUACAGAUAUCGAAGAGCAAAUCAAAAAGAACGAAGAGAGGAAAAGAAAAGCAGUGAAGGAACUUGAAGAAGUAAAUAAGCAAGGCGUUGAAAUCAUGAAGAGGCUGCAAGAGAAACUCACCGAAAUCGCUACUGUUCAAAUCAAAUCUCGCCCUAUCGCAUAA
Messenger RNA from Caenorhabditis bovis, 735 nucleotides. The record is from the annotation of a GenBank genome assembly. Lineage: Eukaryota; Metazoa; Nematoda; Chromadorea; Rhabditida; Rhabditidae.